Pantherophis guttatus is the source of this 4955-nucleotide messenger RNA. It is a transcript of the gene KAT7, whose product is annotated as lysine acetyltransferase 7. The record is from RefSeq and is a predicted model, not a curated record. Gene Ontology annotation, cellular component: chromatin; nucleus; histone H3-K14 acetyltransferase complex. Gene Ontology annotation, biological process: regulation of transcription by RNA polymerase II. Gene Ontology annotation, molecular function: histone H3 acetyltransferase activity; transcription coregulator activity; zinc ion binding. NCBI's taxonomy places the organism in Eukaryota, Metazoa, Chordata, Lepidosauria, Squamata, Colubridae.
GCGUUCCCUGCGUCACGUGACAGGCAAGACGGGGGUGUGUGUAUCCCCGUCGUGUGUCCCGGCGGAAGAGUGAAGGGAGUCGUCUGAACGGCAACAUCUUACAGCAAAGGGAAAAUAAGACGGCGCGAUUAGCGCUGGAGAACCGGAGACACGCCAGUCACCACGGAUUCAUCCGUAGCCAGCGCGGCGGCCGGGGCGCAGCCACCUUCGCUGCCUCCGCCGCCGCCGCCUCCAUUGAGGAUGUCGCGCAGAAAGAGAAAUGCAGGAAGCAGUUCAGAUGGAACAGAAGACUCAGAUUUCUCUACAGACCCAGAGCAUACAGACAGUUCAGAAAGCGAUGGUACAUUACGCCAGUCUGCCCGUGUGACACGAUCUUCUGCUAGGCUCAGCCAGAGUUCUCAAGAUUCCAGUCCAGUUCGCAAUCCACCAUCAUUUGCAGUAGAAGAGCCUGUUUAUUCUACUCGAAGAAUAACCCGCAGUCAGCAGCAGCCUACUCCUGUAACUCCAAAGAAAUAUCCUCUGCGACAAACGCGUUCGUCUGGUUCUGAAACAGAGCAAGUGGUUGAUUUUUCUGAUAGAGACACAAAAAAUGCAGCUGACCAUGAUGAGUCCCCACCCCGCACUCCAACUGGGAAUGCUCCUUCUUCAGAGUCUGAUAUUGAUAUCUCUAGUCCCAAUAUGUCACAUGAUGAAAGUAUUGCCAAGGAUAUGUCCAUGAAAGAUUCAGGGAGUGAUUUAUCCCAUCGUCCCAAAAGGCGACGUUUCCACGAAAGCUAUAAUUUUAACAUGAAAUGUCCCACCCCUGGCUGCAAUUCAUUAGGACACCUGACAGGAAAACAUGAGCGACAUUUUUCUAUAUCUGGAUGCCCUCUGUAUCAUAAUCUUUCAGCAGAUGAAUGCAAGGUGAGAGCUCAAAGCCGAGACAAACAAGUGGAAGACCGGAUGCUUUCUCAUCGACAAGAUGACAACAAUAGACAUGCUACCAGGCAUCAGGCACCAACUGAAAGACAAUUGAGAUAUAAGGAGAAAGUUGCAGAGAUGAGAAAGAAGAGGAAUGCAAGCUUAACUAAGGAGCAAAAGGAAAAAUACAUGGAGCAUAGACAAACCUAUGGCAACACGAGAGAGCCCCUUUUAGAGAAUCUGACCAGUGAGUAUGACCUAGAACUAUUCCGACGAGCGCAAGCAAGAGCUUCUGAAGAUCUAGAAAAACUGCGACUUCAGGGCCAAAUCACUGAAGGUAGUAACAUGAUCAAAACCAUUGCUUUUGGCCGCUAUGAACUGGACACGUGGUAUCAUUCUCCCUACCCAGAGGAGUAUGCCCGGCUUGGGCGACUUUAUAUGUGUGAAUUCUGCCUCAAGUAUAUGAAGAGUCAGACAAUACUUCGCAGACACAUGGCAAAAUGUGUCUGGAAGCAUCCUCCAGGGGAUGAAAUUUACCGCAAAGGUUCAAUCUCAGUAUUUGAAGUAGAUGGGAAAAAGAACAAGAUAUAUUGCCAAAAUUUGUGCCUCCUGGCAAAACUCUUCUUGGACCAUAAGACUUUGUAUUAUGAUGUCGAACCAUUUCUUUUCUAUGUCAUGACAGAAGCCGAUAACACAGGAUGCCACCUAAUAGGCUAUUUUUCCAAGGAGAAGAACUCAUUUCUCAACUAUAACGUUUCUUGCAUCCUGACAAUGCCUCAGUACAUGAGGCAGGGUUAUGGCAAAAUGCUUAUCGAUUUCAGCUAUUUACUCUCCAAAGUGGAAGAGAAAGUUGGUUCUCCAGAAAGGCCCCUCUCAGACUUGGGACUUAUCAGCUACCGUAGUUAUUGGAAGGAGGUUCUUCUCCGUUAUCUGCAUAAUUUCCAAGGCAAAGAAAUCUCCAUCAAAGAGAUCAGCCAAGAGACAGCUGUCAAUCCUGUUGACAUUGUUAGCACUCUGCAAGCCCUUCAGAUGCUCAAGUACUGGAAAGGCAAACACCUGGUCCUAAAAAGACAAGAUCUUAUUGAUGAAUGGAUAGCCAAAGAGGCCAAAAGGUGCAACAGCAAUAAAAUCAUGGAUCCCAGCUGUUUGAAAUGGACCCCUCCCAAAGGCACUUAAUUAAUCAGUCUCUCCAAGAAGUGCGAACAUCCCAUUCAUGUGCUGCCAUCAUCACCACUGUGGGUACUUUUUCUUUUCCCAGCACUAGAAACAUCCUUCCAGAUCUUGGACAUGUGAUUGCUCUUGGUUCCAUCUCUUCCCUUUCAGAUAUUUCUGCAGUGUUUUACUUUUUAUAGAACAUUUUUGACCAGACACCUUGUCUAUGAGGCAAGAUUGAAAAGAUGAGAGUUCUGGACAAUAUUAACAUGGCCUCAAGAAAGUACAGUAGGAUUUAGUUGCUCCUCCAUCAGUUACUUGCUCCUAGCACAAAAACUAGGGUUGCUUCUUACAUUUUUAGUUUUAUAACUUCUGUUUAGCCCUCUGAGAUAUAGUCCACCUGUACAAUAUAGUGGAAUUGCAAAUGUGAUGGAAAGAAUCAUAUUGCUUCAUUUUACCAAUGGGGGCAGAGAAACAUCCAUUUUAAAUUUUUCUGUUAAAAACAAAGCAAAGCUAGUGGGGUAAGGGACAGACAUUCUCAUUACUCCUAUUUCUAUACUAGCAUUCAUCCACAUGUUUAAUAGAUAAGGGAGCACUAAAAAAAACCCAGCAAUCCUGUGCCUGUGUUCUGAAAUGCUCCAAUCUAUCCUAUUUGCCCUACAUUUCCUUGCCAUUCUGCUGCAUGUGUAUAUACAGUCUAAAUGUAUGUCCGUGACACUUAUUUCCUAACCACAUGUUGACAAGGUACAAGUAAGAAAUGAUCCAGUGCUUCCUGGAAUCCUGAAUUGCUUCUGGAUGUGCAAAUUUCUCACAUUUAUUUGCAGAACCUAAAACUUCCUUGAUCUUGGCACCUGUGUAUUCCAACAUUGUCAUCAAAAUAUUUUUCCCACUUCAGUCCACCAAAAAAAAAGAAUUGAUGGGCAAGGAAGCUCCAAACUGUCGUUGGUUUCUGAGAAUAGUAAUGGUUUUAUAAUUUUGGAUACAGGGUAUCAGAAGCAAUGAAUUGCUCUGUGAAUUGGAUUUUGUAGCUGGGAUAGUCAGAUCCUCAAGGAGGAGAUAUCAGGCAGGAAAGAUGCCACAUGGUUUUGAUUGCAUGCCUAAAUGGAAAGUCAAGAUGCCAUCACUCACUAUAAUUUUGGACAAAUGACCCUAAUGGCAGUUUUUGAAUAGACUCUGACUGCCAAUAUAUUUCAAGAGUCAAUUAAAUUAACUUUGUAGGGAAAAAAUUGCAAGAUCAACAUUUGAGCCUUGGCAUAGCAUCAUCUCUCUAAUUUGGCAUGCCUCAUCAUUUUGGAUUAGCUACUUCAAGGCUCCUAUGCUUGAAGCCCAAGGAAUAUGCAUAGAAACACAUUUCAUCAGCUGGUGGGGGAACACUACUCUUUUUGCCAAAUUACUCUUUUGCACUACAUUGCUAUACACAUUUGGCAGUUUUGUGAUUUAUUAUUCAAUUUGUGAAGCUGCUGGAUAUACUAAUGCCAGGCCUCAGGGCAAUUCGCUGCAGCUGAAUGAAUGUAGUCUUCAUGAUGGCUUGUAUUUUUUUGGGCCUACAUUGUCAAUUUGCAGAUUUUCCCUGCCAAUGAGACUGCCUUAGUCUGAUAAUUUUCUUAUUCUUUUUUCAAGCAGUCUGUAAGGAGAUUGACAGCUUCAGCUAUGCUGCUCCAUAAAAGAAUGUUGAGAGUUGGCUCAGAAGCCACUGAGGGCAGGUGGGUAGUUAUGGGUACUUUUGAAAUAAUCUUUAUUGUUUUACAAAUGGAAAAUAAAGUCUAUUAUACAAGGUUACCGAAAGAUAAUUAUUUAUAAGUUAAAAUACAAAUAUUUUAAUUUGCCCAUUUCUAAAACCCCAAUCUUCCUAUAUUACAUAAGGAAAAAGAUGAAAACUCUGGCUAGUCUGCUACACUAUUAUCUACCGGUUUCAGUUAAGUAUAGGUAGCAAUGUAUGCAUAACGAAUUGCCCUACCAAUAGUCUUUAUAAGGCUUCUUUUUGCCUGUAUUAUUGGUGUGAAGUUAUAUCUCAGCUGCUGGACUGUGUCUCUGCCGUCUCUGUGCUGUAUUGGGUUGCUCUACUGGCUGAUCUUUUGGCUAUGGAUAUGCAUGAUAUUAUGCAGUAAUAUACCAGUAUUUGAGAUGGGAACCAUUUUCCAAAUGAGACACAGAGUAACCUGGCACAGGGAGUACACUUACAUGCAGCAGAUCAAAGUAACCGCAGUGGAAAUUAACGGAUGAUUGUGCUCAGCCAGCUUGAAGUAUGAACAUUUACAUCCUGGGUUUCAUCUUGAGAAUGCUUCCUGUACAGAGGCAGUGAUUUGUUUUUCUUCCUGGUAUGGUUGCAAAGAGACAGUAUGUUUUGUUUGUUUGGGGGCUGCAGAAAAAUGGGCUUGUGUGUUCUGCACUCUAAUUGCAGUUUCCACAAAAGGAGGAGUGUGGCUUUUAAUGGUAAGGUUAGGUGACAUAUAUGAAAAAUCCUGAGGAUAUCCAUACAGAUAUCCAUACAGAUAUGCCUUUCACUCCUGCCUAGCAUGCAAUUUUCAAUAGUAGCAUGACAUACAAUCUGUUUUCAGCUGAAUAUUUCUUUAAAAAUUGUCCUUUUGUCUCCCAUCUUGAGAAAAACAAAUAGACUUCUUCAAUCUCCACCAAGGAUUUUUAGAUAAGAAUUCCUUACCUGUUGGUUCUUGUGUUUGGUUCUGCCUUUUUAUUGCCAUCCUUAGUCUGCAGGAUUUCUAUUUCUGAACAUUGUCUGGCAAUUGUUUUCAGCUUCUAGAUUAUUGCAAAAAAUGGGGUAAUGCUCUUUUUUGUGACAAAGGGAGGCUGGUUGUUCUUGUACAGAAGCAAAACUGUUUUCCUGGAUAUUUUAGAAUAUGCUAUCAGUGUAUCAACUUCUCAAUAAAGCAUGUUCUCUGCUCUCA